Molecule: messenger RNA, 1080 nt
Organism: Meyerozyma guilliermondii ATCC 6260
Lineage: Eukaryota; Fungi; Ascomycota; Pichiomycetes; Serinales; Debaryomycetaceae
Exons: 1
Coding region: 1-1080 (359 amino acids)
Biological process (GO): UDP-glucose transmembrane transport
Cellular component (GO): endoplasmic reticulum-Golgi intermediate compartment; Golgi apparatus; cis-Golgi network
Molecular function (GO): antiporter activity
Source: RefSeq, a predicted model, not a curated record
AUGAACCCGACUCAGGAAGCCGCCCUAUAUAUAGGCGGAUGGUACCUAUUUUCGCUUUCUAUAUCGAUCUACAACAAGUGGAUGUUCGGGGCAGGUCUUAAUUUUGAAUAUCCCAUAUUUAUCACGGCAUUCCAUCAGUUUUGUCUUUUUCUACUCGCAUCGUUGGUUCUCUAUAUCAAGCCCAAAUUGCGACCCACGGUGGCUGCACUGGUGGCUCAAGAAACAGGGACCACCCCCGGUCCCAGCUCAGCUCAGGCAAUGCCGUCAGCACUGCUAAUCACACUUUUCAGCAUCGGACCAGCUCUUUACGCUUCCCAAAUUCUUCCCUGUUCACUCGCUCUGGCGGGAGAUAUUGGACUAUCCAACGUCUCGUUCAAGUUUAUCUCAUUAUCGCUCUACACUAUGCUCAAGACAUCGUCGCUAGUGUUUGUGCUUUUGUUUGGGCUUCUUUUCCGGCUUGAAAAAUUCCAUAUCCGGCUCGUGCUCAUCGUAGUAGUGAUGUCGGGGUCGGUGAUGAUGAUGGUGAAAAAACCACCCACUGCCUCAGAUCAAAACUACAACCCGUUGGGAAUCUUGAUGGUUCUCGCAGCAGCAAUGAUGUCUGGAUUGAGAUGGGCAUUUACCCAGCUUCUUCUCAAACAUAACGAGUACACCAGAAAUUCAAUUUCGACGAUUUUUUUUGUGUCGCCAGCUAUGUGUGGUGCUCUUCUCGUGUUCGGGUUUCUAAUUGAAGGCUGGUCCAACUUCACCCAGUCGCAAAUAUGGGACGAUAAAGGCGUGGCUACCACUAUAAUGUUGAUGAUUUUUCCUGGCUUUCUUGCAUUCAUGAUGACUCUCUGUGAAUUCAAACUCCUCACAGUGGCCCAAGUUAUAACCUUGUCCAUCGCCGGCAUCGGUAAAGAAGUGUUGACGAUUGCACUCAGCUCAGUAAUAUUUGGUGAUACUUUAAGUUUGAUCAAUUGCUUGGGACUUGUGCUUACAUUUGUAACCAUUCUUUGGUACAACUACUUCCGAUACCAUGAGAACCACAACGAGUACACCAAGCUAGAAACCGACGAGGUCGAGUUGCGUAAAUUGUAA